AUGGCAGAAGCAGUGGCGUACGCGGAGUCGCCUAUCGCAGACUACCUCCGCCAGAACGGCGAAGGCGACGACUUACUCCCCUCUGCACCCUCGACGAACCCGUCUCUUCAUCCCUCGACAUCCGCCUCGACCCGCACGCCCUCACCUUCGACUCCCUCGCGCCCUCCCCCUCCACGUCGCACCCAGACCCGCCAUGCAGCUUCCAUCGAGCGCGUCAAGUACGCCCUUGCGACGUCAGCUCUGCUGAGCGCCAAGGUCGGGGACGCCUUGCAGCUUUAUCCGCCCCUCGAGACGCUUGAGAAGCAGCAAGCAGAAGCUGGGCGUGCGAAAGGGAAGGGGAAGGCCAGGCCGCCGAAGGGAGGUGUUGUGGAGAAUAAGGCGGAAUGGCCGAGCGGAUGGGACUUGGCUGGGCAAGGCAUGCUCGAGCGAGGUGUGUUGGGGAGUGCGCAGGCUGCACUCAGCGGCCUCGCCGGGGCGCUCUCGCUCUUCUCGAAGCAAAAUCAGGCGUCUGUCGGAAACGGCGCGGGAUUGGCGACAGUCGAGGAGGAAGAGCCGCGAACGACGCCUCAAGAAGCCGUGCUCGCCUCUGUCGAGCGGUUCAUCGCGGCGUCGCAAGAGCUGGAUCUGCGGGUCGCCGCAGCUCUCACGGCCAUCAAGGAGCUCGAGUGCAUCGCUCAUGGACUUGGUCUGUCCGACCCUCUCCCGCCCAUCUCGCGCAUCGAGGCCCGCGCACACGCGCCGUCAUCUUCCCCGACAUCAGCACCCUCGUCGAAUCCUCCGCCCCUUCGCGCCCUCGCCCUCCGCACCUCCCUCUCGCAACUCCUCUCCUCCGCCCUGUCCGCCCUUUUGACCUCCACAGCAGAUUUGAACGCCCUCCUCCCUCGCGACUCUCCCCUUCUACAACUCCAGCUCACCGCCCCAACGCCUGCUCUCUCGCCCUCUUCCUCGCCAAACCAUACCUCCCAAGCCUCGCUCUCCGAACUACUGCGACACGAUACCCGAGCCCGACUCGAGCGGGACGAAGUAGAGCGCUGGGGAGGCGCGUCUGCAUCUGGAGGAUCGAGGCCGAUUUCGCUUGCGCAGGGCGAAGGCGCGGCAUUCGACCCGUUUCAUCCUACGGAGAGUACCUUCGGCGGGAUCGACAGGCGGGUUGCGAUUGGCGAUGCGAGUACACCAGCACGACGAGGGUUAAAGAGCUCGCUCGGACCUGGAUCUAGCGCGGGCGCCGGUUCGCCUUUGCGCGCUGACCCGCCUGCUAGCGCGCGAAAGAAGCGGCCUCUCUCGCUUGGCGGCCUCUCAGCCUCUCUUUCCCCUUCCGACGCCCAGCAGCCCCCUCGCACGCCAUCCCCGUCAUCGCCCGCAGCAGAUCUCACCCCCUUUCUCCUCAUCACUCUCCAAGAAGCCCUCGAGACCCUCCACGACACCCGGCGCGGCGUGAUCUGGCGGCUACUCGAGUCGCUCUCGCAUGCGCAGAGCGACACAGCUUGGAACGCGAUUGGUGGGCUGGUGGAUUCGGCUGCGCGGAGGGUUGGAGAGGUGGCGAGGGAAGUUGGGCAGGCGCACGAGCGGGAGUUUGGGACAAGUAAGCCGGAGGGAGAGGGCAAGGGGCUGGAGAGGCGCAGGAGCGAGAGGAGGAGACGGUCGGGGUAUUACUCGAGGACUGCGGACGAGAUCGAGGUCGAGUUGCCUCAGUCGGGGACCUCUUCGUCGUCUGUCGGGACAGGAUUGACGCCGACAACCGCGAAGGCGAGAGGCGAUGCACUCGCUCGCUUGAACGGUGGGCCCAAGCCAGCCGGUCCGCCUGCAACCCCGACCACCUCAUCUCGCGCGCCACCUCGCUCAACCACUCCCGCCUCAUACGCCAACUUUGCAUCUUCCGCUUCUCCCUCAUCCGCCGACAAUUCCCUCGCCUCGCACACGCACGCCCUCUCGCUGCUCCUUCGCUCGAUCCAAGCGAAGCUGCGGGUCGUCACGUCCGAUACGGCAUUGCUCGCGACGAUGCGGGCGGAGGAGGCGGAGGAGAGGAGGGAGAAGGUGUUGAGGACGUGGGACGGGAUUGGGAAGGAAGUCGAGGCGCUGCAGGGCGAGUGGAGCGCUGGUGGACACGCGCUAAAGAGGGCUCUGGGUCUGGAAGUCGAGGCGGAGCAGGUUGAGGUCGAGGAGGAGGAGGAAGCGGAAGUUGCGCGGGACGCCGGUGACGAGCAGCCCGAGCAAGCGGGCGAGGAGGAGCAAGACGCCGAGCUGAACCCGACAGGCGCGAUCUACGCAACCCUCGACUCAUCAGGCCAGCCUCCCUCCGCCAACGAAACCCUCGCAACUCGACAAGCUCUCCUCGACGCGACCCUCUCGCUCUCGCUUUUGCCUCCAACAACCGACGCCGCAGCCGAAGAGAAGGUUUUCGAAGCCGUUGCCGGACCUCCCUCCUCUUCGCGUAUGUACGGGCCAGACGGCUCGAAGCUCUCGCGGGACGAGCGGAUUCGACGGAUGCGCGAAGCGAGGGAGGCGUUGCAGCGCGGUCGGGAGUCGCUGGAGAGUAGCCCGACGAAGGAGCGUGGGUCGAUCGGUGGGACGGCCGGGGGAGUGGAGGAGCAGCAGAAGAUGGUGGGCGAGUUGAGGGAAGUUUUGAGGGAGCUCAACCGGGAGAAGGGAAGGGAAACGCCUGAACCGCCUCGGCCCGCUGCGACGCCCAUGACGCCUCCUCGUACGACGACGGCCCUACCCCCACCAGCGGUCUCUUCACCCGCACCGAUGCCACCGAAACUCCCGCCCUUCCCGACCGGUCCUCGCUUCGCCCCUUCUCCUCCCGUCUCGCCUCAACGCUCGGCCUUCGCACCUCCUCCUCCUCCGCCUCCAGCCGUGCGCUCUCCACCACCCUUUGCGCCUUCACCAACCACAGCCCGCUCGCCUCCUCCAGCGAUGAACCGCCCUCCUCCCCCUCCGCCUUCUUACGCUCCUUCAGGGUCUCCGCCGCUGCCGCCUCCUGUAUUGACUAGAUCGCCGCCACCUCAGCAGCAGCCGUAUCAGCCACAACAGCGAGUCAAGCGGCCUAGUGUCGUGCAGACUGUGUAA
Messenger RNA from Rhodotorula toruloides NP11, 3069 nucleotides. RefSeq lists its product as uncharacterized. Lineage: Eukaryota; Fungi; Basidiomycota; Microbotryomycetes; Sporidiobolales; Sporidiobolaceae. The transcript is spliced from 3 exons. The record is from RefSeq and is a predicted model, not a curated record. Gene Ontology annotation, cellular component: spliceosomal complex. Bases 1 to 3069 code for a protein of 1022 amino acids. Gene Ontology annotation, biological process: mRNA cis splicing, via spliceosome. Gene Ontology annotation, molecular function: myosin binding.